AUGCUGGACAUUAAAGUCGCCGCGACCUUGUUCGCCAGAGUCAAGGUACCGCCAGCGAAUAGCGACAAUCCUGGUUCGGUCAACGGGUUCAUCUUUCUCGGGGCAGCCGUUGUCAAUGCUGUAUUUAUUGUUUCUGGCUUGGUCUAUCUUAUUUACACACUUGGGAGUGUGAUUCCAGUCCUCACUAUAGUCGAGAGCAAACACGAGUAUGAGACACUUCCAAUGCGUGAGAGGCAAGGGCCCGGAGCUGCCACGGAACCAUCUCACGACGCUGAUGCCAGGCCUGUGACCGAUAGCAUCUGCAACGUUCACCGGCUCCUAUGGUCAGUCGGUAGAUUUGCGUCACUAUUUCAAGCGAGUAGUAGCUUUUGUUUGCUCAUUACAGCUCAAGCUACACUGGCUGCGAUUCUGAAAGCCGUGCCCUUGGUGCCCGACUUGGCCAGCGACGUCGUGAUAACCAUUCUGACUUUGCAGUUGCAAAUGGCAUGGGUUCACAGUGCCAUGAUCAGACAGAACAAGAAGGCGUCACCAAUCCAGCUGCCUGGCUUUCGAAUGGCGUUCCACACCACUGCCAUUCCCGCACUCUUUGCCUGCUUUGCAGCCUCCAUGGCAGAGUCCGUGGCCAUUCUUGCCGUUGUAUUGCUGCAUGGUGAAAUGGCCAAAAUACCACUGUUCCCUCAAUAUCCUACCGGCUUAACAGUCGAGACGUUUGCUCCAGAGGUUGAAGCGUGGAAAAUUGGCGUCUAUAUUGUCAUCCGUUACGCCUUCCUGGCUGUCUUUUAUAUACCGGCACAGGCUGCCCUAGUCAGGGUGCAGGCGUCGCUUUUGCCAGUUGAGAAGGAGACCAUUGUCAAGGUGGAUCGCACGUUUGGUGUUGAAGGAGUGCACGAGACGGGAUAUCUCACAAUGACUCAAGCAUAUAAAUCCAUGAAGAAUGGCAGCAUUUGGCUACGGCUUUAUAAGAUGUAUGCCAAAGUGUUCUUGGUGGGUGCAGGCGUGGAGGGCUUUCUUUACGCGAUUCUGUUACUGGAGUUCUUUGCUUUCUUAUAUUUGAGGUAG
Molecule: messenger RNA, 1059 nt
Organism: Pestalotiopsis fici W106-1
Lineage: Eukaryota; Fungi; Ascomycota; Sordariomycetes; Amphisphaeriales; Sporocadaceae
Exons: 2
Coding region: 1-1059 (352 amino acids)
Source: RefSeq, a predicted model, not a curated record